This is a messenger RNA of Pseudophryne corroboree (corroboree frog), 1002 nucleotides long. Its product is annotated as integumentary mucin C.1-like. The record is from RefSeq and is a predicted model, not a curated record. Lineage: Eukaryota; Metazoa; Chordata; Amphibia; Anura; Myobatrachidae. Gene Ontology annotation, biological process: maintenance of gastrointestinal epithelium. The coding region runs from base 59 to 688 and encodes 209 amino acids. The transcript has 5 exons.
UGUGUUUGGUACUGUGAAGGGUUAGAGGCUUUGCAGUAGAGAGCCCAACUUUCUAAUCAUGCAUUAUAAUAUUUUCUAUGUUCUGGUACUGUGUGCUCUGUUCCAUCCAGGUAAACAGCAAUGCAGUGUGGACAUCACAGAGCGUAAAGAUUGUGGAUUUCCUGGGAUAAGUGCUAAGGAAUGCUAUUCCAGAGGCUGCUGCUUUAAUUCAAAUGUUCCUGGGGGUAAAUGGUGUUUUUACCCCAAAAGCACAGCAAGUGACAAGAAACAAUGUAACGUGGAACCGUACAACAGAAGGGAUUGCGGCUACCCCACAAUAAGUGCUAUGGAAUGUAAGGAGAGGAAUUGUUGCUUUGACUCCAGCAUUCGUGGGGUUAACUGGUGUUUCUACUCCAAGUCACAAGCAAGUGACCUGAAACAAUGUAACGUGGAACCGUACAGCAGAAGGGAUUGCGGCUACCCCACAAUAAGUGCUGCAGAAUGUAAGAGGAGGAAUUGUUGCUUUGACUCCAGCAUUCCUGGGGUUAACUGGUGUUUCUUCUCCAAGUCACAAGGAUGCUCUGUGAGCCCCAAGCUGAGGAAAGACUGUGGAUAUCCCAACAUCCGCUCCAAGGACUGUCUGGCUAGAGGCUGCUGUUUCGACUCCAGUAUUCCUGAGACCAUCUGGUGCUUCUAUGGAUAUAAAUAAAAUACUAACGAUACUCGGUACAACCGUCUCGUAACAAUCACCGGAGUCUCCGUACAGACAGCAUCCUGGUUCUGUGUGCUUUUUUUUUUUUUUUUUUUUUUUUUUUUUUGUAACCUAGAGAGCCGUCCUUUAUUGCUUAUCAAGGUUUAGAAUAAAAAUUGAUCUUUCCUAGAAGUGUUACCACAUUAUAUGUAAUAUCCAUGUUUUAUUAUACUGUAUAUGUGGAUUUUCUAUCAGUACAUUGAUUCCUAACAUACUUCACCCCACAAAUCAAAUUUGUGUAAUCAAAUAUAUAUAAACAAGUCCUUAAUGCA